Funneliformis mosseae is the source of this 340-nucleotide messenger RNA. The record is from the annotation of a GenBank genome assembly. Lineage: Eukaryota; Fungi; Glomeromycota; Glomeromycetes; Glomerales; Glomeraceae.
AUGCCAUUUAUUAAUGAAUAUGGUGACAAAUAUUAUUGGAAGGAACAAUUAGAUUUUGAAUAUGAUCAAUAUACGGUAUUUUCUCAUAAUCGUUCGAAUUUACAAUCUUGGUUAGAUGAUAAAAAAAAUACGUUUGAUUCUAUAAUGAAAUAUGCUAAAGAUAAACAAGAAUUGAAAGAAUUGAAAGAAAGGGAGAAUACCCUUUCUUUUUUCUUUGAUUAUCAUCAUGAUUAUUUCCUUCCUUCUCUUCCUUCUUACUAUUGGCCAUUACCUUUAUUACCUAGGAUCUAUAAUGACGAUGAGUUACUACAACCUAGAAGACGUCGUCGUGUAAAUUCGG